Molecule: messenger RNA, 1551 nt
Organism: Ipomoea triloba (trilobed morning glory)
Lineage: Eukaryota; Viridiplantae; Streptophyta; Magnoliopsida; Solanales; Convolvulaceae
Product: cytochrome P450 CYP72A219-like
Exons: 5
Coding region: 1-1551 (516 amino acids)
Molecular function (GO): oxidoreductase activity, acting on paired donors, with incorporation or reduction of molecular oxygen; iron ion binding; heme binding
Source: RefSeq, a predicted model, not a curated record
AUGGAGAUGGUGUUUGGUAUGGCAGCUGUUUCUUUUGCUGUUGUUUUCAUGGUGUACCUAUGGACAGUUGUGAACUGGGCAUGGUUUAGGCCAAGAAAAUUAGAGAAGUGCCUCAGACAGCAGGGCCUAAAGGGGAACAAAUAUAAUUUCGUCUUUGGGGACCUCAAACAGCUAUCCAAGAGCAACAAAGAAGCUAUGUCCAAGCCAAUGAAUCUCUCAUCAGAUGACAUAUCCCCAAGAGUCAUUCCUUUCUAUGUUGAUGCCAUCCAAAGAAAUGGUGAGAAUUCGUUUGUAUGGCAUGGGACAAACCCAAUGGUACUCAUCAAGGAACCUGAACUCAUAAAGGAAGUCUUAACUAAGUACACUGUGUAUCAUAAGCCUACUUACAAUCCGCUGACCAAACUGCUAGUCCAAGGAGUUGCAACUUACGAAGAAGAAAAAUGGUCCAAACAUAGAAGAAUCAUCAAUCCUGCUUUUCAUAUGGAGAAGUUAAAGCAUAUGGUACCAGCUUUCUACAUGAGCUGUAUUGAAAUGUUGGGCGAAUGGGAGAAGAAAGUGGGUGAGCAAGGUUUAGCCGAGGUGGAUGUGUGGCCUCACCUUCAACACCUGAGCGGUGAUGCAAUUUCAAGAACUGCAUUCGGAAGUAACUAUGAAGAAGGAAGAAAGAUAUUUGAACUCCAAAAGGAGCAAAUCCAGCAUAGGGUACAAGUUUUGGAGUCUAUAUAUAUACCAGGAUUGAGGUUCUUACCAACUAGGAAGAACAGAAGAAUGAAGGAAAUUGUGAAGCAGGUUCAUGCAUCAAUUAGGUGUAUAAUUGACAAGAGAGUGAAGGCAAUGAAAGCAGGGGAAGGUAGUAAGGAUGAUCUAUUGGGCAUAUUAUUGGAAUCAAAUUUUAAAGAAAUUGAAAAACAUGGAAAUAGUGAUUUUGGAAUGACCACGGGAGAAGUGAUUGAAGAGUGCAAGUUGUUUUAUUUUGCUGGUCAAGAGACCACCUCUGUGUUGCUUGUUUGGACUAUAAUCUUGUUGAGUAGGCAUCAAGAAUGGCAAACAAGAGCUAGAGAAGAGGUUUUUCGACUAUUCGGUAAAGAUAAACCAGAUAUCAACGGAUUAAAUCAUAUGAAAAUUGUGACAAUGAUUCUAAAUGAAUCUUUCAGACUAUACCCACCUUCGAUAUCAAUGACUCGACAGACAAAACAUGAAACUAGGCUAGGAGACCUAAUGCUUCCCCCGGAGGUUCUAAUCUUAAUGCCAAUGAUGUUAAUUCAUCACGAUGAAAAGAUAUGGGGCGAGGAUGCAAAAGAGUUCAAACCGGAGAGAUUCAGUGAAGGAGUGUCAAGGGCAACUGAAGGACAACUAACUUUCUUUCCCUUUGGUGGAGGACCUCGAAUAUGUGUUGGGCUAAACUUCGCAAUGAUCGAAGCAAAACUGGUAAUGGCCAUGAUUUUACAGCGUUACUCUUUUGAGCUCUCCCCUUCGUACACACAUGCCCCCACCGCCGUUAUAACUGUGCAACCUCAAUAUGGAGCUCCGCUUCUGUUGCACAAACUGUAA